Messenger RNA from Melampsora larici-populina 98AG31, 1389 nucleotides. RefSeq lists its product as uncharacterized. NCBI's taxonomy places the organism in Eukaryota, Fungi, Basidiomycota, Pucciniomycetes, Pucciniales, Melampsoraceae. The record is from RefSeq and is a predicted model, not a curated record. The transcript has 3 exons. The coding region runs from base 1 to 1389 and encodes 462 amino acids.
AUGAAGGACCUUGAAAAUGAGGAAGAGAUAUUACCACCAAUCAGUACAGUGGAACUCUUGAAUCUCGUGGCUGAGUACUCUGAACCUUUACCCCGAAAUCAACCAUCCACGCCUCAAUCUCAAAGAGACGAUGAAGAGACUGGAACGGCCAUUAACGAUGCUGAAUUCUCCAAUCAUACAUCAUCAAGUGAUAAUGAUUUCGAACCUUUUAAUGAUGAUGGGUGGAAUGGAGACUGGCAUGCUCCCCCUCUUGAAGAGAUUGUCUUCGACGCUACCGUCCUCCGCCACAUCAAUUCAAUUCUUCCCAAAAUCCAUACCCCUACUUGGAUUAAACGACCAAUCCCCGUCUUAGGGAAAGCUUCCUUCGGAAAAUUGAAAGCUGACGAAUGGAGGAGCUUGUUGACUUUGCAACUUCCGCUCAUUCUUAUUCCAAUGUGGUCUCGCCAAGACCAUAUAAAAAGAUCCCUACUAAGGAACUUCAUUCACUUAGUUUCACUCAUCAAUAUUGGUCUCAAGCGUGUCAUGGACUCAUUUCAAAUCAAACGCUACCGCCACCACAUUCAAAAAUACCUAGAAAGCUCUGUAUUAAUCUUUCAACAUUGCAAACUCGCUCCAAAUCAUCAUAUGGCUAUUCACCUCGCUGAUUGCCUAGAACGAUUUGGACCGGUGCGUGCGUGGUGGUCGUUUCCUUUCGAGCGUCUGAUGGGAAAGAUCCUCAAAGCAGGCCAUAAUAACCAUAUCACCGAGCUCGAAAUUACUUUUCUCAAACAAUUUUGUCGGGCAUCUAAUCUAUCAGCUCUAAUUGAAGAUGACAAGUUACCAGAAGCCCUUGAGCAGUAUAGUGUGCGCCUUCAAGCAUUAUACAAACAACCUGCGCCCCGAGCAAAUCGUCCAUCACACUCUAAGAUGUCGCCUCUAUCAGAUGUUGUCCUUGAUCUUUUAGUCGCAUACUUGAAUGAUACAGAAGGCGAAAGAUGUAUCUGGAUUCGCCCCGACAAGUGGGCCUCACUGAGCAAAAGCGAUUCACUUGCAUACGCCCCGGUACCGGCUCAAGGACAGUUCUACAAGCGCAUCAACUACAAUGAUGGAUUUGUCUCGACGUUCACCGAUAAUCCGGACAACUCUUGCAUCUAUUUCAAAAAUACAGACGGUAGAGAUUCCUUUGGCCGAGUGUUCUCAAUAUUUUCUCAUCUUAGAGCUGCAGUAAAAUCCGAGAGCAUCAGUGAUGUUUGGUUACACUGUGCUCUGAGAAUGUGGAGUCCCACUGAGAACAAAGUCAUCAAGCUAAAAGAAGUGAUUGCGCAAUGUACAUGGAUCAUGUACAAAGCAGGGGAAAUGAACAAGGAUGUAGAGGUACCUACAAUCGGUAUGAUUAUCCUCAAGCGCUGA